AUCAUGAUUCCAAAAGCGCAUCGCCAACUCCCCAAAUUCUCUCCUCCUCGACCACCAGCCGCAAUGCCCGAAGUGCUCAACCCAAUCCUCCCCGGCUUUAACGCCGACCCCUCCAUCCUCCGCGUGGGGUCGGACUACUACAUCGCAACUUCAACCUUUGAGUGGUUUCCUGGCGUACAGAUCCAUCAUUCGCGGGACCUCGCAAAUUGGACUCUCGUCACGCGGCCGCUGAAUCGCAAGUCGCAGCUCGAUAUGCGCGGGAAUCCUGAUAGCUGUGGUGUCUGGGCACCGUGCUUGACGCAUGAUGGAUCCAAGUUCUACUUAGUGUACACGGAUGUAAAGAGGAAAGACGGGAGCUUCAAAGACACGCAUAACUACAUCGUCACAGCCGAGAAGAUCAAAGGACCCUGGAGCGAUCCGUACUACGUGAACUCAUCCGGUUUCGAUCCUAGCCUUUUCCACGACGAGGACGGAAAGAAGUGGUUCGUGAAUAUGCUCCAGGAUCAUCGCCGGCGGCCGAGAUCUUUCGCCGGGAUACGGCUGCAGGAAUGGUCGGAGAAGGAGGGUAAACUGGUGGGACCGUGGAGAACGAUAUUCCUCGGCACUGAGAUCGAUCUCGUUGAGGGUCCGCAUCUCUACAAGAGAAACGGGUGGUACUACCUUCUCACUGCCGAAGGCGGCACUGGGUAUGAACACGCUGCCACGCUCGCGCGGAGUAAAGACAUCUGGGGCCCGUACGAAGUACAUCCCAAGAACCCCAUUCUCUCUUCUACAAAAGCUCCGCUCGCGCCGCUCCAACGAGCAGGACAUGCAGACAUCGUGGAAACUGAAGAUGGGAAGACAUACAUAGUCCACCUGACAGGCCGCCCGAUAACACAAGCGCGUCGUUGCGUCCUCGGCCGCGAGACCGCCAUCCAAGAAGCAUACUGGGACUCCGACGACUGGCUCUACGUGAAGAACGGGCCCGUCCCCUCUCUAUCCGUCGAGCUCCCCGCUGCAAGAGACAACGCCGCAUACUGGGCAGAGCAGCGCUAUACCUUCUCCGCUUCAGACGGCCUGCACAAGGACUUCCAAUGGCUACGAACCCCCGAGCCAGAACGCAUCUUCGCCGUCAAAGACGGCGCCCUCGAACUCACCGGCCGAGAAGCAAUCGGCAGCUGGUUCGAACAAGCCCUCGUUGCGCGACGCCAGACACACUUCUCCUACGACGCGGAAACAGUGAUUGAUUUCAAGCCGUUGGAUGAGAGGCAGUUUGCGGGGUUGACGGCGUACUACUGCCGCUACAACUUCUUCUACCUGACCGUCACGGCGCACGGGGACGGCCAACGCGAACUCCUUCUUCUUACCUCUGAAGCGUCGUGGCCGGAAGGCAGACUCAAAUUCCCGAUCCCGGAACCUGUUCCUAUACCCCAGGAAGGCAAGGUGCGGCUUGCGCUCAGCAUCCGCGGGAAGGAAUUGCAAUUCUCUUAUGCGCUGGAGGGCGAGGCAGAGCUCAAGAACAUUGGGCCAGUAUUUGACGCGAGUAUUCUGAGCGAUGAGUGCGGUGGGCAUCAAGCGCAUGGCAGUUUUACAGGGGCAUUUGUCGGAGUCGCGGCGAGUGAUCUGGAUGGGUUAGAGACGAAGGCUACAUUUGAUUAUUUUGUGUAUAGGCCAGUCAAGCAUGAGAGCGAUCGGUACGAGGUGGAAACAUACACGUAG
This is a messenger RNA of Didymosphaeria variabile, 1698 nucleotides long. RefSeq lists its product as uncharacterized. Gene Ontology annotation, biological process: carbohydrate metabolic process. NCBI's taxonomy places the organism in Eukaryota, Fungi, Ascomycota, Dothideomycetes, Pleosporales, Didymosphaeriaceae. The record is from RefSeq and is a predicted model, not a curated record. Gene Ontology annotation, molecular function: hydrolase activity, hydrolyzing O-glycosyl compounds. The annotation marks the transcript as partial. The transcript has a single exon.